AUGCUUUCCUCAACGAGCAUCCUCUCGCUCUUGGCGUUUACGGGAACUGCUCUCAGUGCCCCUUCGCAUGUCUCCAAGAGUGGGCUCAAGGUGUACACAGCGGGAGAUUCGACAAUGGCGAAAGGCAGCGGUGCAAUUACUGGAUGGGGUGUAUACCUCCCGUACUCACUCUCAGUCCCGGUUGUGAACAAAGCCAUGGGUGGACGCAGCUCGCGCUCCUACACAGUCGAAGGUCGCUUCGACGAUAUCGCCAACCUCGUCCAGCCCGGUGACAUCGUCAUCAUGGAAUUCGGUCACAACGACGGUGGCAGUCUAUCACCCAAAGACAACGGUCGCACUGUAUGCCCUGGUAGGGGAUCCGAGGUCUGUAAAGUCACCUCCGGUGGCAAGAACAUCACAGUACACACAUACAGCUACUACCUCACUGAAGCUGGCAAGGACCUCAUCAAAAAGGGCGCAAAGGUCAUCAUAUCCAGCCCCACCCCUAACAAUCCUUGGGAGGGCGGCACGUUCAGCUACACUGAUGGUGGGCGCUUCGUUGAGUACUCGAGGGAUGUGGCCAAGGCCCUGGGCCCGAAUGCCAUGUAUGUGAACCACAGUGCGUACACUGCCGCCAUCUUCAAGGAGCUCGGGAAGGAGAAGACGGAUGCUCUGUUUCCGAAAGACCACACUCACACUUCUCCUAAAGGUGCAGAUGUUGUGGCCAAGGCUUUCGUCAAGGGGCUGCAGUGUGGUGGUGGCGGUUUCUUGAAGGGAUACGUCAAGAACGCUACUGAGACUAUUGACGGAUCUUGCAUUUAG
Molecule: messenger RNA, 801 nt
Organism: Plenodomus lingam JN3
Lineage: Eukaryota; Fungi; Ascomycota; Dothideomycetes; Pleosporales; Leptosphaeriaceae
Molecular function (GO): hydrolase activity
Source: RefSeq, a predicted model, not a curated record